GACAUAUUCCUGCAGAGUUGAGUUACUCACUAGACUAAUAAGAAAGCAUUGCAUCAUUUAUUUCUUAUUUCUGUGUUCAUCUUCACCGUACACCCAACACAAGAGGAGGAGGUGCCGUGUGUGACCCGGUUACAUUGCUUAUUGCUGCCUCCACCUCUCCCAGUGUGGAUCAAGCUACAAUGUCGGACUGCAGGAGGCAAUGGAACCGUGAGGAUGAGCUCCCGGUCUACCUGGCUGGACCCAUCACAACCGGGCCGAACCAGCGCAAAAGCUUCGGCAUGUUCAGCUCCGUGGAGGGAGCGUUUGAGAGCAAGACCAUCGACUUCGACAACUAUGCAGUCGGGAGGAAAGGGAGCCGCACCCCGAGGAGCGGUAGCCGGGAGAGACUACUGGAUGUGUGCGACUCCACCGGGAAGGCUACCGGUGGACCUCCGGACAUGUCUCUGACCACUUCAGUAGGGGAAUCAGAGCGUCCAGGGGUUGAGACCGGGUAUUCUUCGGCGAGUGAAACCACACACGGAAAGAGUGAGCAACUGCUUAUUAAAGGAGGACGGGUGGUUAAUGAUGAUCAGUCUCUUUACGUGGACGUGUACAUUGAAGAUGGGCUCAUCAAGUACGUAGGGGAGAAUCUGGUUGUUCCAAGUGGCGUAAAAGUGAUCGAGGCCAAUGGUCGGAUGGUGAUACCUGGGGGAAUUGAUGUCAACACUUGCUUGAUGAAGUCCUAUCUGGGCAUUCAUCCUGUUGAUGACUUCCUCCAAGGCACCAAGGCAGCGCUUGCUGGAGGCACAACUAUGAUCAUUGACCAUGUGACCCCCCAGCCUGGGGGCAGCCUGCUGGAGGCGUUUGAGGUCUGGCAGGAAGCGGUGGACAAGAAGGCAUGCUGCGACUACUCCCUCCAUGUGGACAUCCCUCAGUGGAAUGAAACAGUCAAAGAUGAGUUGGAGCUGCUGGUGCAAGAGAAAGGUAUCAACUCCUUCCAGGUGUACAUGGCCUAUAAGGACUUAUACCAGAUGACAGAUUCUCAGCUAUACGAGGCAUUCUCAUUCUUGAAAGAGAUUGGUGCUGUGGUGUUAGUUCACGCUGAAAAUGGAGAUCUUAUUGCUCAGGAACAAAGCAAAAUUCUUGCGAUGGGCAUUACUGGACCUGAAGGCCAUCCUCUGAGUCGUCCUGAAGAGGUGGAGGCUGAAGCUGUAUUCCGUGCGAUCAUGCUUGGUAACCGUGUUAACUGUCCUGUCUACAUCACCAAGGUGAUGAGCAAGAGUGCAGCUGACACCAUCACCCAGGCUCGCAGAAAAGGAGCUGUAGUUUUUGGCGAGCCAAUUACAGCCAGCCUGGCCACCGAUGGUUCCCAUUACUGGAGCAAGAACUGGGCUAAAGCUGCCGCUUAUGUCACUUCUCCACCUCUUAGUCCUGACCCCACAACCUCAGACCAUCUCCAUACACUUCUGUCCUGCGGCGAUCUACAGGUGGUGGGCAGUGCUCACUGCGCAUACAGCAUCUCUCAGAAGGCAAUCGGUAAGGAGGACUUCACCUUAAUCCCAGAGGGCACCAAUGGAGUGGAGGAGAGGAUGAGUUUUGUUUGGGACAAAGCAGUGGCUAUGGGAAAGAUGGAUGAGAACCAGUUUGUGGCCGUGACGUCUACCAACGCUGCAAAAAUCUUCAAUCUGUAUCCACGUAAAGGCCGGAUAGCAGUGGGCUCUGAUGCGGAUGUUGUCAUCUGGGACCCUGACAGCACCAAAACCAUCACCUCCAAACUCCAGCAGUCGGCUUCAGAUUACAACAUCUUUGAGGGUCUUGAGUGUCGUGGGGCUGCAGCACUAGUGUUGAGUCAAGGUCGGGUGGUGUAUGAGGAAGGACAGCUGCAAGUUCAGCAGGGCACAGGUCGAUUCAUCCCUCGCAAGCCUUUCCCGGACUUUGCUUACCAACGUUUAAAGUUCAGGAACCAGGUGAAGGACAAAAAGGUCACACGUGGGAUGUAUGAUGGACCUGUGUAUGAUGUCAUUCCAACCCCGAAAUAUAUCACACCUUCAACUUCAGCCAAAACGUCUCCCACCUCGAAUCAACCACCGCCGAUACGCAACCUUCACCAGUCCAACUUCAGCCUAUCAGGGGCUCAGAUUGAUGACAACAUACCUCGCAGGUCCGGUCAUCGUAUUGUAGCACCCCCUGGUGGUCGCUCCAACAUCACCAGCCUUGGUUGACCAGCAUGCACCACUAUCUAUGACUGAGAGCAUGUUUCUUUUGGUAUAACAAGGAUGCACACCAUUAUGGAUCUGUCUUGUGAGUACACAAUCCUAAAAGAAAAUGCACAUAGUAUAUCAAUGUGAUUUACAAUCAAUAAAAGUAAUAAUUCACUCGCAUUUAAGAUGGUGAGCCCACAAACACUUUGUACAUACAGUGGUGUGAAAAAGUGUUUGCCCCUUCCUGAUUUCUUGUUUCUCGAUUGAUGUUUCAGAUCAUCAAACUAAUUUAAAUAUUAGUCAAUGACAAGACAACUGAACAUAAAAUCAGUUUUUAAAUGAAACUUUUUAUUAUUAAGGGAAGAAAACAUCCAAACUUACAUGGCCCUGUGUGGAAAAGUGAUUGUCCCCCUUUUGAAAUAUAAUUUAACUGAGAUUAAUUGAGAUCUAUCAGUCUGGAAAAGGUUAUAAAGCCGUUUCUAAAGCCAUGGCACUCCAGCAAAUCACACUGAGAGCUAUUAUCCAAUGAUGGUGAAAACAUGGGACAGUGGGACAACCAAAAUGACCUAUAACAACAUCCACGUAACUGCGGGCUUCACUUGCCUCCGUUAAGGUCAGGGUUCAUGACUCCACCAUAAGAAAUACACUCUGUAAGAAUGAUCUGCAUGGCAGAAUUCUAAGGCCAAAAACAUGCAUGAACAAAAAGAACAUUAAAGCUUGUUUAGAUUUUUCUAGAAAACACAUUUGAUGAUUCCCAGGAACUUUGGGAAAAUACUCUGUGGUUUGACGAGACAAAAGUUGAACUUUUUGGAAUUGUUUUCCCAUUACAUCCCAUUACAAGUAACGCCACAUUUCAGAAAAAGAACAUCAGACCAGCAAUAAAACAUGGUGGUGGUAGUGUGAUGGUCUGGGAAGACUUGCUGUGAAAAAUACAUCCAUGAAUUCUGCUGUCUACCAAAAAACCUGAACAAGAAUGUCCACCCAUCUGUUUGUGACCUCAAGCUGAAAAAAAUGGGUUCUGCAGCAGGACAAUAAUCCAAAACACACCAAUAAGUCCACCUCUGAUUGGCAGAAUAAAAUACAAAUGAAGACAUUGGAGUAGCCUAGUCAAAGUCCUGACCUAAUGAGAUGCUGUGGCAUGACCUUAAAUAGGUGCUACAUGCUGGAAACCCCCCCAAAGGUGGCCGAAUUACAACAAUUCCGCAAAGAUUAGUGGGCUAAAACUCAUUGCAAGUUAUCACAAACGCUUGAUUGCAGUUGUUGCUUGUGAGUGGCUGAAUCAGUUAGUUUUAGGGGUCAGUCACUUUUCACACAUGGCCGUGUAUGUGUGGAUAUUUCUUUUUUGCCUUAAUAAUAAAAAGUUUCAUUAAAAAAAACUGAAUUUUAUGUUCAGAUGUGUUGUCAUUGACUGAUACUUACAUUUUUUUGGUGAUCUGAAACACAAACAUGCAGAAAAAAAAAAAAAAAACAAAACCUCACAAAAUCAGGAAGGAGUUGAGCACUUUUCCAAACCACGGUAGAAGCACAAUUUCCUAGUCAUGGUGUUCUAUGACUAUCUUCACUUGUUCACGACUUUCAUUGUCAUAUGCACAAUUACAUUUCAAUGCUAUUUGCAAGCAUCAUGCACCAUAAUAACAUCUUAAAAAUCAGACACCUUCUUCACUCUAAUGUAAAAUGCAAGCGCAGGCAGAUAAGCCAUUGCAAUAAUCAGAAUUAUUUAAAUUCCUACAAAUUCCUAUAUAGUGAGAAAGACUUAAUGUAUGUGUUAUAGAUCUCCACUCAAAUAUACUGACAAUCUCUUCAGGCUUUUUUGUUGAACAGAUUCCUUGUUUUUUCUUGUGGUUGUUGGUGUGUAUGGUACAUUUAGCAUUUUUAUGCCACUUACAUUACUGUUGUCUGAGCCACUAAUGAUCAAUAAAGACUGAUGACAAACACGAGUGUUUGAUUUUGUAUGAGGCAAACACUAGAAACAGCUCUCGGUGUGAUACACAACCGAAUAAUAAACACAUUGUUAAA
Doryrhamphus excisus (bluestripe pipefish) is the source of this 4196-nucleotide messenger RNA. RefSeq names its product collapsin response mediator protein 1 (gene crmp1). Gene Ontology annotation, cellular component: cytoplasm; cytosol. The record is from RefSeq and is a predicted model, not a curated record. Lineage: Eukaryota; Metazoa; Chordata; Actinopteri; Syngnathiformes; Syngnathidae. Gene Ontology annotation, molecular function: hydrolase activity, acting on carbon-nitrogen (but not peptide) bonds, in cyclic amides.